Messenger RNA from Melanotaenia boesemani (Boeseman's rainbowfish), 1019 nucleotides. It is a transcript of the gene ift22, whose product is annotated as intraflagellar transport 22 homolog (Chlamydomonas). Gene Ontology annotation, biological process: intracellular protein transport. Gene Ontology annotation, cellular component: endomembrane system. Gene Ontology annotation, molecular function: GTPase activity. The transcript has 5 exons. NCBI's taxonomy places the organism in Eukaryota, Metazoa, Chordata, Actinopteri, Atheriniformes, Melanotaeniidae. The record is from RefSeq and is a predicted model, not a curated record. The coding region runs from base 259 to 816 and encodes 185 amino acids.
CCAAUGGACAGAAGACAGUAGAAGAACUGACUGAAACCAUAGAAACGAUAAGGAAGUUUACUGCUAGGUGGUAAACUGUGCUCUGAUUAUAGCAAUGUACGAUGCAAAAUUUUCGUCUUUUGUCUGAUUUUACUCAAACUUCAAAUCCAGCACAUUGUUUUAAUAAAGAGUAAUUUAUAUUAGUGACAGAGCUUUGCAUCGCUAAGCCUCUUCAGUCGAAGUUAGCUGAACAGCUAAUGGUUGGCUUCUCGUGUGGAAAUGUUCAAAACAAAAAUACUCUUUGUUGGACCUAAUGAGAGUGGAAAAACCAUUCUUGCAAAUUUUCUCUCUGACACAACAGAAAAUGUGGGUGGAGAGUACAGACCUACUCAAGGAGCCAGGAUACUGGAAUUUGAAUCGCAGCCUGAGGGGAGUGCUGACAAGACGUGUGAGGUUGAACUCUGGGACUGUUCAGGUGAUUUCAAAUUUGAAUCAUGCUGGCCUGCACUCAUGAAGGACUGCAGCGGUGUGGUGAUCAUUUUUAAUCCUGAUGUUCCAAGUCAUCUCAAAGAAAUUGAGACGUGGCAUUCCAUGUUCAUCUCCUCUCAAAGUUUGCAGGACAAACAGUGUCUGCUCAUAGCUCACCACAAACCUGGCAGUGAAGUAGAAAAUGGACGGCUGUCUUUAGCAUCAAAUCUGAGCAGACUGCUGCUUAUUCACUCCAAUCUGGAAGAGGAGCCAGAAGAAGUGCGGCAGGCCUUUUACAGAUACUUGGGAAAUGUUGUAAACGCAAUGUCGGAGAAUCGAGAGCAAGAAGAGAUGUCUAUCAUUACAUAGCUCUGAAAUCUGUAAAAUAUAAAGCUUAAAAAGCUGAAAAUGUACUUUGUCAGCAUUGAUGGUACAUGAAGUUGUGCAUGAUAUAUUCCAAACCCAAAUAUAACACUUUAUAAUACUUUCCCACAGUUGUUUCUCCUGUUCAUUUGUGGUUUAUUGCCCUUUAUUUUCAAGACUUUUAUGAAUAAAAUUCAACCCAGUGUUUA